UAGAAGGACGUUAGUACAUUGCACAGCAUGGUGGAUGAUUAAAGAAGGCACAAUGGCACUAAAUGCUUUCAAGAGGUUAAGCUUGCCUACUCUCAGUGCUUAUAACGAGCGUUUUGUGUGUGCUUUUUUAACCCAGUCACGUGGUUAUGCAAAGAAAGCAGUAACCAAAGCAAAAGGUAAAGGAAUGGUAAAGGAAGUUCUUAAGGGUCCAGAAGUUUGUAAGGAUCCAGUUAAACUUUGCACGCAUGCAGUUGGAGUUAACAUUUUCAAGCAGGGUGAGGACCCUCCUCUUAAACCCAAGGAGGAGUAUCCAGAUUGGCUAUUUCAAUUGGACCUUGGUCCAACCAAAAAACUCAAUGAACUGGAUCCAGAUAGUCGGGAAUACUGGAAUCUUUUAAGGAAGGAGCAUAUUUGGAGACAUAAUAAACUGCAUAAAGGCAAAAAGAUGUAAAGGAUUUGUACUGAAUCAUAUACCUAUGGGUGCCUCAUUUGCUUUUCCAGCAGGGACAGUGGACAUUACCUAGUGCCCAGGUCACAUUCUGUUUGCCAGCUGACAGGACUACCAAUACAGAGUUUUACAAUUCUUGAAAACCCAGCCUAUUUGCCAUUUUAUGUUUAAAUCAGUACUGACAAGGUUAAACAAACAUGUACCGAAGGAUCAAUUGGUUUGAGUUUGGACAUCAUUCUGUGCGUUACUAUUAUUGUCAUUAUGUGGAUUGGUCUCACUCCAGUCACAUGAAAGAAUAAUUCAAUUUUAGAAUAAAGAUUACAUUAUCAAUUAGCCAUGUCUAAAAACUGUACUCUGUUGUGCUUGUUUUGGAAU
This is a messenger RNA of Xyrauchen texanus (razorback sucker), 823 nucleotides long. Its product is annotated as 39S ribosomal protein L54, mitochondrial-like. NCBI's taxonomy places the organism in Eukaryota, Metazoa, Chordata, Actinopteri, Cypriniformes, Catostomidae. The record is from RefSeq and is a predicted model, not a curated record. Gene Ontology annotation, molecular function: structural constituent of ribosome. The coding region runs from base 35 to 451 and encodes 138 amino acids. The transcript has 3 exons. Gene Ontology annotation, cellular component: mitochondrial large ribosomal subunit.